AUGCGCGGGGCCUUCCCGGGGCUCUGCCUGGCGCUGCUGGCGGCGGAGCGCGGAGCGCGGCUCUGCGCCAUCAUCCACUACCUCGUCCGCGGGCAGCUGGGCUGGUUCGGGCUGACCGUCGCCUGCGUGGUGCCCGGCUACGUGGCUCAGCUCCUCAGCAUCCUCUGGUUCAGGGCGGACGGCCGCCCGCCCGGCUGCUGGCUCCUGGCGCUCCACCUCCUGCAGCUGGGCCUCUGGAAGCGGUAUUGGGAUGUUCUGCGGACGGUGGCAAAAUCGGGCGGUAGCGCCUGUGCCGGGGAGGUGCUGACGCAGCACGGGGACGUGUGUGUGCUGCGGCUCCUGGAAGCACUGCUGCAGACCCUGCCUCACCUCCUGCUUCAGACCUACGUCGUCGUGGCAGUCGACCCGACGGGCUUCGUCCCCGGUGUCAGCGCUGGGCUGUCCCUGCUCUCCCUUGCCUGGGCUUUGGUCUCCUACAGCCGCUUCGCCUGCCUGCUGAAACCCGGUCACCUCUGCCCGCCGGCCGCGGCCAUCCUCUGCCUGCUGCUCUGGAGGACGGGGAUGCUGGGGACCAGGGUCCUGGCCCUGGUGCUCUUUGCCAGGCUGUAUUCCUUCUGGGUUUUUGCUGUGGCAGGUGUCCACUGGUUUCUCAUGUCCUUCUGGCUGGUGGCCCAGCAGACGGACAUCGUGGCCCAGCCCUGCCGCUGGAGGCUGUUCAAUUGCCUGGUGGGAGCCAUGUACAUCUUCUGCUACGUUAAUGUCCAGCCUGGUCCCUCCAAGCGCAGGGUGGCCGUGUUUUAUGCAAUAAUGUUGAUGGAAAACACCCUCCUGCUGCUGCUGGCCACCCGAUUCCUGCAGGCAGAGCUGAGGAACAGCCUGUGCGUCACUGGGGCCGUCAUGUCAGGGUCUGUAAUAGGUGCCGCAGCUCUGGUGGUUUAUUACAGCCUGCUCCAUCCCAAGUCCGCGGAGAUCUGGCAGGGCUUCCUGGAGACAACCUGCAGUGCUGCAGCUGCUGGUGGUGAUGAGGUUGCUGGAGAUGGCUCCCAAGCUGGGCAGAGCUUGGGAACUUCAGGAGACGGAGAGUCGCUGGCAGGGGAAGGGACCACGGCAGAUCCCAAAAAUGGGAACAGCUCAUCGCUUCUGCAAUUCAGAGGGCGUUUGGAGGACAGCUGGACAAACCAUCACCACUGGCUGCUGCUAAAGCUGGCCUUGAAGACAGGAGAUAUGUCCACGAUCAGGGCAGCUUUUGGAGAUGGUGGUGUGGGAGGAUGGAUGAUGGCGAAACCCACCGGUGCUGAGCCUGGGGCAAACCUUUCCCUCCCCACAAGGCAAAUCGGUCCUCGGGGUGUUGAAUCUGGUCUGACUGAUGAGAAAUUUGUGGUGGCGGGGAACGGAGGAGUCGGCAAACCCAGUGCCAGCGCUGAGAGAACGGCACAGGAGGACAGAGCAGGGCAGGAGCCUGGUUUUCACCUGCCCGUAACCUUUCCCAGCAGCUUCCCCCCGGAUCCGGCCGAGGGCUCCUCUGUGUAUUUCAGCGCAAGCGCGGGAGGCAUCGCCUCGCCCGGCACAGGGACAACCACAGCUACGUGCAUGGCCCCGGUGCAAAGGGAAGGCGAAGCCCAGCCUCCUCCAGGCUGCCUGGGAGGAGAAGGACGAUGGGAUUUAUCCCGUGGGAUGGUGAGCAUCAGCCCAAUCCUGGGCGCUUGUGCCCACAAGUAUCUGCAGAGCAGCUCUUCCCUUGGUGGCGCAGGUGGCGAUGGGGCGGUGGGUCCCCCCAAAGAGUGCUCGGAGCCCAUGGGGCUGGAGGGCGCCCUUGUGGGGUGGCAUCACCUUCGGGACACCCACCCUUGCGGCACACAAGGGACCGUCGUGAGGAGCAAGCUGAGGCCACCGUGCUUCACCUCCACCCCCAAGGCCAUCCCUAGGUGCCCACGGCGAGGACUGGGAGACCUGGGAGAGGGGACAGACCUGUCUGGGUUGCUGAAGUGA
Molecule: messenger RNA, 1989 nt
Organism: Gavia stellata (red-throated loon)
Lineage: Eukaryota; Metazoa; Chordata; Aves; Gaviiformes; Gaviidae
Gene: XKR5
Product: XK related 5
Exons: 7
Coding region: 1-1989 (662 amino acids)
Biological process (GO): apoptotic process involved in development; phosphatidylserine exposure on apoptotic cell surface; engulfment of apoptotic cell
Cellular component (GO): plasma membrane
Source: RefSeq, a predicted model, not a curated record